Messenger RNA from Carlito syrichta (Philippine tarsier), 3444 nucleotides. It is a transcript of the gene SNCAIP, whose product is annotated as synuclein alpha interacting protein. Gene Ontology annotation, molecular function: ubiquitin protein ligase binding. NCBI's taxonomy places the organism in Eukaryota, Metazoa, Chordata, Mammalia, Primates, Tarsiidae. The record is from RefSeq and is a predicted model, not a curated record. The coding region runs from base 52 to 2961 and encodes 969 amino acids. The transcript is spliced from 11 exons.
UCCAGGAAUUUAUAAGUAUUUAACCUUGCUCAAAAUGAGCAAAGAAGAAUAAUGGAAGCCCCUGAAUACCUUGAUUUGGAUGAAAUUGACUUUAGUGAUGACAUUUCUUAUUCAGUCACAUCACUCAAGACCAUCCCAGAACUGUGCCGAAGAUGUGAUUCACAGAAUGAAGACAGACCAGUUUCUAACUCUAGCUGGAAUUGUGGCGUCUCAACUCUUAUUACAAACACACAAAAGCCCACAGGAAUUGCUGAUGUGUACAGUAAGUUCCGCCCAGUGAAGCGGGUUUCCCCACUGAAACAUCAGCCAGAGGCUCUGGAGAACAAUGAAAGUGAUGACCAAAAGAACCAGAAAGUGGAGUACCAGAAAGGGGGUGAGUCUGACCCGAGCCCCCAGCCUGAAGAGCUCAGCCCCGGAGACGGAGCGGGUGGCCCACCAGGUAAGAGCUCUGAACCCAGCACCUCACUGGGAGAACUGGAGCACUAUGACCUCGACAUGGAUGAGAUUCUGGAUGUGCCUUACAUUAAAUCCAGUCAACAGCUUGCCUCCUUUACCAAGGUGACUUCAGAAAAAAGAAUUUUGGGUUUAUGCACAACCAUCAAUGGCCUUUCUGGUAAAGCUUGCUCUACAGGAAGUGCUGAGAACUUGCCAUCCAACAUGGCACCAUUUUGUGUUCUUUCUCCCGUGAAAAGUCCUCACUUGAAAAAAGCAUCAACUGUCAUCCGGGACCAGCACAAGCUCUCCACUGAAGAACCUGAGAGCUCGCCUCCUCUGGCUAAAUGUAGCUCUGCCUAUGAGCCUGAAAACCAGAGUAAAGACUUCCUAAACAAGACCUUUAGUGAUCCACAUGGUCGAAAAGUUGAGAAAACAAUGCCAGACUGCCAGCUCAGGGCCUUCAAUCUGCAAUCCUCAGCAGCAGAAACCAAACCAGAAGAGCAGGUCAGUGGCCUGAACUGGACUAGUUCCCAAGGCCCAGAAGAAAGGAGUGAGUAUCUGAAAAAAGUAAAAAGCAUCUUGAACAUCGUUAAAGAAGGACAGAUUUCGCUCCUGCCACACCUAGCUGCAGACAAUCUAGAUAAAAUUCAUGACGAAAAUGGGAACAAUCUGUUGCACAUUGCCGCAUCACAGGGACACGCUGAAUGUCUACAGCACCUCACUUCUUUGAUGGGAGAAGAUUGCCUCAAUGAGCGCAACACCGAGAAGUUGACUCCAGCAGGCCUGGCCAUCAAGAAUGGUCAGUUGGAGUGUGUACGCUGGAUGGUGAGCGAAACAGAAGCCAUUGCAGAACUGAGUUGUUCUAAGGAUUUUCCAAGCCUUAUUCAUUACGCAGGCUGCUAUGGUCAGGAAAAGAUUCUUCUCUGGCUUCUUCAGUUUAUGCAAGAACAGGGCAUCUCAUUGGAUGAAGUGGACCAAGAUGGCAACAGCGCCGUUCAUGUUGCCUCACAGCAUGGCUUCCUUGGGUGCAUACAGACCUUGGUUGAAUAUGGAGCAAAUGUCACCAUGCAGAACCACGCCGGGGAGAAGCCCUCCCAGAGCGCCGAGCGGCAGGGGCACACCCUGUGUUCUAGGUACCUGGUGGUGGUGGAGACCUGCAUGUCACUGGCCUCUCAGGUGGUGAAGUUAACCAAGCAGCUAAAGGAACAGACAGUGGAACGUGUCACAUUGCAGAACCAACUCCAACAACUUCUAGAGGCCCAGAAAUCAGAGGGCAAGUCACUCCCUUCUUCACCCAGUUCACCAUCCUCACCCGCUUCCAGAAAGUCCCAAUGGAAAUCUCCAGAAGCAGAUGAUGAGUCUGUAGCCAAAAGCAAAUCAGGAGUCCAAGAGGGGAUUCAGGUUCUUGGAAGCCUGUCAGCCACCAGCCGGGCUAGAACCAAAGCAAAAGAUGAAGAUUCUGAUAAAAUUCUACGCCAGCUAUUGGGAAAAGAAAUCUCAGAGAAUGUCUGCACCCAGGAAAAGCUGUCCUUGGAAUUCCAGGAUGCUCAGUCUUCCUCAAGAAAUUCAAAAAAGAUCCCUCUGGAAAAGAGAGAACUGAAGUUAGCCAGGCUAAGGCAGCUGAUGCAGAGAUCACUAAGUGAGUCCGACACAGACUCCAAUAACUCUGAGGACCCUAAAAACACCCCCGUGAGAAAGGUUGACAGGCCCAGGCCACAGCCCAUUGUAGAAAGCGUGGAGAGUAUGGACAGCGCAGAAAGCUUACACUUGAUGAUAAAGAAACAUACUUUGGCAUCAGGAGGACGUAGAUUUCCUUUUAGCAUCAAGGCCUCCAAACCUCUGGAUGGCCAUAGCCCAUCCCCCACCUCAGAGAGCAGCGAACCAGACUUGGAAUCCCAGUAUCCAGGCCCAGGGAAUAGUCCUCCAAGCCAGCCCUCGGGAGAUACCACUCAGCCCAGCCCUGACAGUACUGCUGCUCAGAAAGUUGCCACAAGUCCCAAGAGUGCCCUCAAAUCUCCAUCCUCCAAGCGCCGGACAUCUCAAAACUCAAAACUCAGAGUUACUUUUGAGGAGCCUGUGGUGCAAAUGGAGCAACCUAGCCCUGAACUAAACGGAGAAAAAGACAAAGAUAAGGGCAGGACUCUCCAGCGGACCUCCACAAGUAGCGAAUCAGGGGAUCAAUUGAAAAGGCCUUUUGGAACCUUUCGAUCCAUCAUGGAGACACUAAGUGGCAACCAGAACAAUAAUAAUAACUAUCAGGGAGCCAACCAGCUGAAGACCUCUACAUUACCCUUAACCUCACUUGGAAGGAAAACAACAGAUGCCAAGGGAAACCCUGCGAGCUCUACUAGCAAAGGAAAGAAUAAGGCAGGGAUGUACAGCAGCUGCAUCAAUCUUUCCUCUAAUACCCUGGCUGAAGAGCAUCUGCGUAACUAUGCACGGCAUGAUGACAUCAAUAGAAAAAUGAAGAAAUCCUACAGCAUUAAGCACAUUGCUGAGCCAGAGUCAAAAGAACUCUUCUUGUAAAUCAAUUUUUUUAAUUAUCUCUCAAUGAUACCCUUUGGAAACCAUUGGAAAUUUCUGGACUAUUCUCUAUGGAAAUAGAACCAUAAGAACAAUGCCUCACCAGCAGAAGAACAGAAUAUCAGGAUGCCUUAAAUUUAUAACAGUAGACUAUAUAAGGUGCAUUUUUUGGGUGGUACCUGUAAAUAUAACUUGUUUUUUAAAGAGAUGUUGUUUAAAAGCAUGAUUGGGAAAAUGUAUGUUUUUUAAGAUUAGAUUGAUUCAACCUACCCACAGGACAUUCAGCAAGCCACUGAUGCCAUUUUGUAUUUCUUCAAUUGCAUGAGUAUUUGCUAAUGUUGGUUGAACUUCCCUUUCACUAUAAUAUGGGCAGAUUUGGCUCAGCAACUCAAUGAGACCAGGUCAGUGGUAUUGUUUUCUGUCAAGAGUGUUUUUUCUGUCGUUUCUACUUUUUGUAUAAAGGAAAUAAAACAAUGUUAACAGCCA